Molecule: messenger RNA, 5168 nt
Organism: Girardinichthys multiradiatus
Lineage: Eukaryota; Metazoa; Chordata; Actinopteri; Cyprinodontiformes; Goodeidae
Product: C-Jun-amino-terminal kinase-interacting protein 1-like
Exons: 12
Coding region: 296-2527 (743 amino acids)
Biological process (GO): regulation of JNK cascade
Cellular component (GO): cytoplasm
Molecular function (GO): protein binding
Source: RefSeq, a predicted model, not a curated record
GUCCUGAUUACCUCCAUCACCACUCAACACCGCCCGUCUCCUCUUCCUCUCUGUGAUGGUGAUGAAGAUGAUGUGACGCUGUGGAAAACCAAUCACCAGGGAAGAGAGGUGUGGCUAGAGAAAGAGCUCAGAGCUGAUCGAUGCUCAGGACUGAGGAGGAAGAAUAGAUGACAGGGAGGUAGAAGAGGGUGGGGGAGGCCUUGUCCGAGUCGAGGAGUGCCGACAGCGGAUUAAUAGAGGAGGAGGAGGAGGGAAGAAGCUGUCGCCUGUCAAAGGAGGAUCCACCUGUGCUGUCAUGGACAAAUACCGACCGAAGAGACCAACCAGCCUGAAUCUGUUCCCACAGCUCCCACAAGCUGGCACCCAGGACUCCAUCAACAAUAACUCUUUGGGUAAAAAGGACAGCUGGAAAGACUCCCACUCUUCCUCCCCACACAUUACAGGAGAUCCAGCAUCUCAGGAUGCUCAGCCAAAAACAGAGGACAAGGUCCGGCCCACAGCUCAGCGCCGGCCAGCACCAAAACCCCCCACAGCUGGGGGCAGAAACAACAUUCAGGCUGCCCCCUUGGCUGCAGACGCACGAGUCCGACCACGAGAAAGGCCGUCGUCUGCAGCCACCCAGCCCUGCAGCACACCGAGGAGUCAGCGGAGAGCCGGCGGAGUGGGGGGAGGUGGGAGAGGGGGAGGGAGAGGUGCGAUGAGGGAGAAGAAUCUUGGAGAGCUCAGGGGAAAUGGGACGGAGCGGAGAGGGGGACGGCUGUGUGAGGACAAGGCAAAGGACAAAGACAGGAACGGACAUCAGAGGCAGAUAAAUGGGCUGAAAGGCCGGGCGGCUGAGGGGAGAGGAAGAGGAGGAGUGAAGGUGAGCAGCAGAGGAGGAGGAGCAGGCAUCAGAUCCAACAAGUUGUCCAACCAGGAGGUCUAUCUGCCUGCUAUGGUGGUUCCACGCACACCUGUAGCAGCAAGAAGCCAGGAGAAGAACCAGAACCAAGGUCAAAACCAUGACAGAAUCCAGGAGAACCCCCCUGCUGCACUGUCCCGGUCCAGCAGCGGGGGGGGGUCCAACAGGAUGUCACUGAGCUCAGAUACAGAGGGGCCCCCUCCAGGACCUCUGCAUCCCUCUACGUCCUGCAGAACCAACCCGGACAUCCGUGAAGAAGAUGGGGAAGGAGAUCCGACACCCUGUGCACCGGUCCAGAGCAACUCCAGCUCCAUCCCGAUAGGCAAGGACAAACCAGAGACGGACUGUACUGCUUUAGAGGCAGGCACAGGUAGGGACAAAGCUGACGAUACAGUGGACGCUGAGUUGGACCGGACCCAACCAAAGAAUGAGGCUGCAGCCGGGCUUAAUUAUGACUCCAUUAAAUACACCCUGGUGGUGGACGAGCAUGCUCAGCUGCAGCUAGUCAAGCUGAAGGACUGCCGGCAUGGAUACAACGAGCACAACGAGGACAGCGAUGCAGAGACGGUCUACCAGUCAGCCAAUGAGGAGGAAGACCCCGAGUACGAGGAGGAGAAGAGGAAGAGCGAGGAAGCAAGAAAGUUAGAGAGAAGAAAAGAGGAGGAGAAACACAGAAAAGAUGAAGAGAAGAGAAGAAAAGAAGAGGUAGAGGAAAAGAAAAGGAAGGAAGAGGAUUUAAGGAGAAGAAGGGAGGAGGAGGUGAAAAGAAGGAGGGAAGUAGUUACAGUUGCGAGGGUCUGCAAGCAGUCCAUAGUAUCGUCGGCCACAACUUCAGAGGAAGAGGAUUCUAACAGAGGGAGAGGUCCCAGGAGCAGGAAGUUCCUCAACCUGUUCUCCACCAAUAGCAGCCCAUACAGCUCCACAGGUGCUGGCUCGUUCGGUGUGUUCUCCUGCGUUUUGAACGGCGUGGAGAGGCAGCAGAGCCACCGGGCCGUCUACAGGUUUGUCCCCCGCCACGCAGACGAGCUGCAGCUGGAGACAGAUGACCCAGUCCUGUUGCUGAAGCAGAGCGAGGAUCUGUGGUGUCAGGGCUACAACAUGAGGACCGGGGCCACUGGCAUCUUCCCAGCCUUCUACGCCGUCAGGGUGCCCAAAGACGGGAGCUACGUCCAGAACCAUGGCUGGACGGAGCAGUUUGUGGUGCGAUUUCUGGGAUCCGUUCAGGUCCCUAUCCACAUGGGCAACGAUGUCCUCUGUGCAGCGAUGCAGAAGGUAGUGUGUAACAAACGGUCAGCCGGUCAACUGCCGUCGGCGUGUGUGCUGGAGGUCAGCGUGAAGGGUGUGAAGAUGAUCGUUCAGGACCAGUGCCACUCUGCUCAUCGGGGAGACCAGUGUUUCCAUUUCUUCCAGUUGAAGAACAUCUCAUUCUGUGGCUGCCAUCCCAAACACAGCAGGUACUUUGGAUUCAUCACCAAACAUCCCGACCAGCAGCGCUUCGCCUGCCACGUGUUGAUGUCAGACACCACCUUACAUCCCCUGGCAGAGUCUGUACGGAGGGCGUUCCAGCAGUACUACAAGGAGCACAUUGGAUACUCCUGUCCCACUGAGGACAUCUUCAUCGAAUAAACCCUCCACCGCAGACUGAAGACUCACUAUGUGCAUGUAAGCCUGGUCUUACACCCAGACAGGACCACCAGUAUAUCCUCUCUGCAUGGUGGGUUUAUUCAGAGUUUGGCUGCAUCAGAAGAGACGGCGAGGUCCACCUUUGUUUGUCCGAGUUAUUGGGUGAAUCCCUCUGAGGACGGACAGGACCAAAACAACAAAACACACUAAAACGUCCCCCAACAAUCACUUUAUAUUCAUGCAUUUAUUAACAGAAAUUAUUUACAUGUACCCAUGCUUAGAUAUUUUACUCAAUGAGCAUUUACACCCACCGUUUAAAGCUACGGCAACCACAGAUAACAACUUUAGUCACAGAGAGACUCAACUAGAGGCAAAAAGUAUUACAUGUACACAAGAUAACGGCAAAGAUACUUUAAAUGAACAGCUUUAAAGGUUGGAAAUAACUGAGAAGACAAAGAAAACUGAGUCAAAAUACAUCCAAACAAAAGAGACAGAAAAAGUUCAAAGCCACAGCUGCUUUAGUUUAAUGUUGCUGCAGCUUAAAGGCCCUUAAACGGGUCUGAAGUCACAUGAUCCAAACGCAGUCCCUGUCAGAAGCUUCUGCAGUAACACAAAUGUUUUUUAUGGCUUUCACAUUUUUAACACUGAAAAAAAACAAAAACAAAACAAGUUAAAUAAGCUAAAGUUAGUCUCAGCCACAUGGGAGGGUUUUCCAGCAUGAACGCCCUCUGUAAGGUCACGCCACAGCAUAUCAAUCGGAAUUAAAGUCCAGACUUUGACUAGGCCACUCCAAACCCUUCAGUCUUUCAGAGGUGGACAUUCUUGCAUUUAUUGUCCUCCUGUGUAACACAGUCCUCAUCACUUCAGAGAACGUCUUUGGGAUCAUUAAGUUAUUUUUUGGCUAGUGUGAGACGGGCUUCUGUGUUCCUUUGGGUCAGCAGUGGUUCUGGCCUUGUAUCUCUCCUACGGAGGCCAUUUUUGUCCAGUCUCUCCUUCUUAUUGUUGAAUAAUGAACUCUGACCUUGGGUGGAUAGUUUCAGUGUUGCUCCUUCUUCUUCCUAAUUCUGUCAGACAUGCAAGAUAUAUAACUUCUGGACCAAAUCCUGCCUGGUGGCGACCCGUUCUUGUCUUCUCAGACCUUGGACUUGAUCCCAGUUUGUUGUCUUCUGUUUCUCCACCUGGUUUUUGAGAACUAAACACAGGUUCUCAUUGGGGUUCAAAUCUGGGAGCUUUAAGACCACAGGUCCAAAAUCUCAUUGUUCUCACUUUAGCUUUGUGGGAUGGUGCUCCAUAUUGACAGAACAUCUGAUGAUCAUCUCCAAACUCUUCAUGAACUGUUGGAAGAAAAUACUUUUGGAGGACUUUUGAUCCACCUCUACUUGUGGCAAUGUUUUUGGGCAAAGUUGAGAACCAACUCCACACAUGGAUUGGAUACAGGCUCCACCUUUGACUCAUGGUUGCUCUCAGCUUAUCUUCUCCAGAUGUCCUAAACAAUCAGACGAAGGAUUCAUCAGAGUAAGGAAUCUGCACCUGAUCACUCUGCACAAUAAUCUGAGAACAAAGUGAACGUCCAGCACAGAAACUGAAGCUGUAGAGUUUUGAGAACAACAUUUAUGCUGCUGCAGAAGAUUUAGGAGCAUGGCUGUACAACCAGAGAUGUUAUUAACUACCUUGUGGACAUCAAGAACAUCUGAGAAGUUCCUCAGCUCUGAUUCUUCUUUCAGCUAUAAACUAUCUGAAAUUUAACUUAUUAGCUUGAGGUGUUUUACUGAAACAAACAUUAAUAACAAAACAUCAGUAAAAUGUUACAGUUUACUAUUUGUCACCAGAACUUAUCAAAACAAAACAUCAGAAUUAAGGUCAUGAUGUUUUAUUUCAGUUAACAGAGAUUUACAUGGUUUUUAAUUUAAAUUUAGCAUGAAAUCAAAUCAGCAUAAAAUUUGUGUCCGAAUGUUUGGGUGCAAUGAAAAUCUCCAUCAAACAACUAUAUUCAUGAUUUUAAUAACAGAUAAAUAGAUUUCUAACAAAUAGAAAUGGUGUUUGUAAGGGCCUGCAGCUGAAGCUUCUCUAAAAGCUCAGGAUGAAUCACCAGAGCAGAUCUGCAUCUCCACAGUAAUGGAAGCCUUCAUCUGAUCACAGAACCUGGACCUGCUUGUUUCCUUGCACAUUAUGAUGUUUCCAAAAAACACAGAUUCUGUAUUUUCUAACGUUUAGACUCGACAAUCUGCUGUUUUAAUGGUGAAGGUGCCUCAUUUGUUAGCUUCUUUCAGUUUGCUUCCAAACAUGUCUGCAAACCUUCACAUAGGGUUCCUGCAGGUGGGCAACGAGUCGAGGCCGAAAUGGCUCUGUGCAAUCUGUGUGAGUGUGUGUGAGUGUGAGAGAGAGAUGGUGGAUGCUGUUCAAUCUUGUCUUCACAUCACUUCCAGCUGAUUUUUCUUCUGCUUUAUCUGCUCAAAUCUGGAGCGAAUGUUAAGCGUUCACUUGAAACAGAAAGGAAAACUUAUGACCAAACAGGGAAAGGUUUUGGAAAAGUCACAAAGAUGAAAUGCAAAACAACAUUUUGAAAGCGAGAUUACAAAAAGGAUGAAUUUAAAAAUGUUUCACAAAAUGCCAGAAUUAAUUAAGACAUAUGUUAGGGAAUAAU